This is a messenger RNA of Polypterus senegalus (gray bichir), 3484 nucleotides long. RefSeq names its product gamma-aminobutyric acid (GABA) B receptor, 2 (gene gabbr2). Gene Ontology annotation, molecular function: G protein-coupled GABA receptor activity. Gene Ontology annotation, cellular component: G protein-coupled receptor heterodimeric complex; membrane. The record is from RefSeq and is a predicted model, not a curated record. Gene Ontology annotation, biological process: G protein-coupled receptor signaling pathway; gamma-aminobutyric acid signaling pathway. Lineage: Eukaryota; Metazoa; Chordata; Cladistia; Polypteriformes; Polypteridae. The transcript has 19 exons. Bases 207 to 3017 code for a protein of 936 amino acids.
CCUGUGGGGAAAAAAGCGCAAAGGAAAGCGUCAGUGAAUGAGAAUAAUACUUUCCUUACGGAAGGGGACUGGUGAUCCUUUUUUUUUUCUUAACCAGGGAUGACUUCUUCUUUUAAAUUUUAUAUCUGACUUCACGCUUGCCUGCUAUCUUAAAAAUGUCAGGGCAGUGAAAGGGUGGAUCUGCUCUGUUGCCCCGUUACGUUAGCAUGGCUCUGUCCCAGAAGAAAUGCACAUCGGAGAUGUAUGCAGUGUCGCGAUGCAUGUUGCUGUUUGCAUUGGGAUUUGCACCUGUCUUUGCGUACGGACCCUGGGACACCGCUUGGCACAGCGGGCACAAUGACGGGCGUAAAAGUGACAGCAAGGGCUUGGACAUCAUGGUCUUAAUGCCUUUGAACAAGACGGCGCCGAUGAGCAACAUUGGCCAGGGGAUCCACCCUGCCGUCAUGCUGGCCAUUCAACAUAUUAAUGAGACCCAGCGGUUUUCCUUCUCCCUGACUCCCAGAAUCUACGACACGGAGUGUGAUAAUGCAAAGGGACUGAAAGCCUUCUUCGAUGCCAUAAAAUUUGGCCCACAGCACUUAAUGAUCUUUGGAGGAGUUUGUCCAUCAGUGACAUCAAUCAUUGCGGAGUCAAUUGGAGGCUGGAAUCUCAUUCAGCUUUCAUUUGCUGCAACAACACCUGUUCUUGGAGACAAAAAAAAGUAUCCCAACUUCUUCAGAACCGUCCCUUCAGACAAUGCAGUAAACCCAGCGGUGGUCAAGUUUCUUCAGCAAUACAACUGGAGGCGGGUGGGCACUUUAACCCAAGAUGUACAAAGAUUCUCUGAGGUGAGAAAUGAUCUGACCAAUGAACUGGAGAAAGCAGAAAUUCAAAUUGCAGACACAGAAAGCUUCUCUAAUGAUCCCUGCAUCAAUGUGAAAAAGCUGAAGGAUAAUGAUGUACGGAUAAUUAUCGGUCAGUUUGAUGAAAACUUGGCAGCCAAGGUCUUCUGUUGUGCUUACAAUCUGAACAUGUAUGGCAGCAAAUACCAAUGGAUCAUUCCAGGCUGGUACCAAGGAAACUGGUGGGAGCAGGCCAAUUCCACCAACUGCACCACAAAGAAACUGCUUGCAGCCAUGGAGGGGUACAUCAGUGUGGACUUUGAGCCUCUAAGUACAAAACAAAUCAGAGGAAUAUCAGGAAGGACUCCACACGAAUAUGAAAUGGAAUAUAACAGACUGCGGAAAGAGAAAGGGCUGGAAUCAAGUAAAUUCCAUGGGUUUGCCUAUGAUGGAAUUUGGGUGAUUGCCAAAACAUUGACUCGGGUUAUGGAAAUUUUGAAACAGAGAGGAGGACAUCGAAAGAUACAAGACUUCAAUUAUACCAAUAAGGAGCUUGGAAGAAUAAUGUUGGAUGUCAUGAAUGAAACCAACUUUCUUGGAGUAACAGGCCAGGUCAUGUUCAAAAACGGAGAGCGAAUGGGAACAAUCAAAUUCACACAGUUUCAAGAAGGCCAUGAAGUUAAGGUGGGAGAAUACAAUGCGAUUGCUGAUGUGCUGGAACUUAUUAAUAACACAAUUAGGUUUCAAGGUGUUGAACCUCCAAAAGACAAAACAAUUACUCGAAACCAGCGACGUCAAAUUAAUCUUCCUCUAUACAGCAUUCUUUCAGCCCUUACUAUAUUGGGAAUGUUUAUGGCAGGUGCUUUCCUCUUCUUCAACAUCAAAAACAGAAACCAAAAACUGAUAAAGAUGUCCAGCCCAUAUAUGAACAAUUUGAUUAUUCUUGGUGGAAUGCUAUCUUAUGCAUCGAUCUUCCUUUUUGGCCUUGAUGGAUCAUUUGUAUCUGAUAAAGUUUUCGAAACUCUAUGUACUGUGCGCACUUGGAUCCUAACUGUGGGAUACACUACUGCUUUUGGAGCCAUGUUUGCAAAAACCUGGAGAGUUCACGCUAUAUUUAAGAAUGUGAAAAUGAAGAAAAAGAUUAUUAAGGACCAGAAGCUACUGAUAAUUGUUGGUGGGAUGUUGUUGAUUGAUCUCUGCAUCCUGAUUUGCUGGCAGAUUGUGGACCCACUGAAGAGAACAGUAGAAGAGUACAAUUUAGAGGCGGAUCCAGAAGGCAGAGACAUUGCAAUCCGCCCUUUUCUGGAACACUGUGAAAAUACGCACAUGACAAUAUGGCUUGGCAUAGUCUAUGCCUACAAAGGGCUACUCAUGCUGUUUGGAUGUUUUUUAGCUUGGGAAACCCGUAAUGUAAGUAUCCCUGCUUUAAACGACAGCAAGUACAUCGGGAUGAGUGUAUACAACGUGGGAAUCAUGUGCAUCAUUGGAGCUGCUGUCUCUUUCCUAACACGUGAUCAGCCCAACGUGCAGUUCUGCAUUGUAGCCCUGGUCAUCAUUUUCUGCAGCACUAUAACGUUGUGCUUAGUGUUUGUGCCAAAGCUUAUCACUCUUAGAACAAAUCCAGAUGCAGCUACACAAAACAGAAGGUUUCAAUUUACGCAAAAUCAGAAGAAAGAAGAUUCAAAAACAUCCACAUCAGUGACCAGUGUAAAUCAGGCAAGCACAUCGCGACUAGAAGGUCUCCAGACAGACAACCACCGCUUGAGAAUGAGAAUAACAGAGCUUGACAAGGAGCUGGAGGAAGUGACCAUGCAGCUGCAAGAUACUCCAGAAAAGACCCCCUACAUCAAGCAAAACAAUUACCAAGAUCUUAACAACAUCUUAAGCAUACGUGGCUACACAGAGGGGAAAGAGGGAGAUAAAUCAAUAUUGAAAAAUCACCAUGAACAGAAACCUCAAGGGCAAUGGGGCUCCAUGGAUCCUUCAAAAACAAACAAGGGUCCUAUAGAAGACAUAAACUCACCAGAGCACAUACAACGCAGACUGUCAUUGCAGCUUCCUAUUUUACACCAUGCCUACCUGCCAUCUAUAGGAGGUGUAGAUGCCAGCUGCACCAGCCCAUCAGUGAGUCCAAGCGCCAGCCCCCGGCACAGACACAUGCAGCCCUCCUACCGGGUCAUGAUGUCGGGUCUGUGAGUCAAAGCCAAGAAUGGGAGUAGAGGUGUGAAUGGAAACAGGCUCCCUGCUUUUGUUGGACUGAUGUGUUAGUCAGCAAAACAGACUGUGUACGCGACCCAGUACUCUCAACACAACGCACGCUCUAAUCACCAGGGGACUGACAGCAAAGGCCUUCAUCUUAAUGCAAAUCGACGUUAUUGUGGCAACGAGGGGAAGGGCACAAAAAAAAAAAACAAAGACCUGACUUGUAGCCUUAUAUGUUAAGGAGUUUUAAUAGACGGGGGCUUUUCUUUUAUUCUUUUCAUUUUUUGGGGGCAUGUUUGAUGCCAAUUCAGCUUGUGAAAUGUGAGUAUUUUAAUAACUUUGUUAAGGAUACAGAAAGAGGUUAAUACAGGAGGACUUAGUGUAAUUUGAAUUAGCAAAAAUGUCAAUAAAAUGCAUACAUAUAGAUACACACCAGUUGUGUAUGAGUGUGUAUGCGUACA